Prunus armeniaca (apricot) is the source of this 387-nucleotide messenger RNA. The record is from the annotation of a GenBank genome assembly. Lineage: Eukaryota; Viridiplantae; Streptophyta; Magnoliopsida; Rosales; Rosaceae.
AUGCAUGUCGAAGUGCGAAGUAGUGGGCAUGCUCCCACAUAUAGAUACAACCACAUAAAACUCGAUUAUCACUAUAUGUCCACAACAUUGGGUUAUGUGGCAAUUCAAGGAGACUUAGAUGUGCUUGAGUUUGUGCAUGAUAUACCUACAUCAAGGGUUCAAAAUUUGCUUCAACCACAAUUGAUACAAGUAGACGUACAAGAUGAUGUGAACAUUGCUGAUGUUGUAGAUGAUGAAUAUGAAGAUGAGGCUACUCAAAAGGAAGAUGAGGAGCAACAGCUAGAUGAGGAAGAAGAUGUAAAUGUUGAUGGAGAGGAUGAUGAGGAAGAGCGCAUGCAGUUCAUAGAUAGUGAAUAUGAAGAACAAGACAAACAAAAGGGAGCAUAA